Molecule: messenger RNA, 1024 nt
Organism: Nannospalax galili (Upper Galilee mountains blind mole rat)
Lineage: Eukaryota; Metazoa; Chordata; Mammalia; Rodentia; Spalacidae
Gene: Ssmem1
Product: serine rich single-pass membrane protein 1
Exons: 4
Coding region: 207-779 (190 amino acids)
Source: RefSeq, a predicted model, not a curated record
CCGGCGGAUUUGUGGCUCCUCCUCUGCUGCUGGGAGAAAGAUGAGCAGCAAAAUUCAGACCAGGUUCUGAACCCUUAGAAAAAGUAGACCCACCCCCCAUCCCUCUAGGUUUUACCAUUCCAAGCCAAGACGAGUGCCGGAAAGAUGACUCCUGUGGGACAAUAGGCUCCUUCCUGCUUUGGUAUUUCCUCAUUAUAUUGGUCCUGAUGUUCUUCUCUCGGGCUUCUCUCUGGAUGUCUGAGAGAAAAAGGGAUGAAGACAGUGGGACAAGCACUUCAGUAAGUAAAGCAAGCAAAGAUAUGUCCUAUAAGCGGCAAAGUAAAGAUAGUUCCUGGGACUCUUCACAAAUGUUGAAGAAACCAAAGCAGAGCCAACUUUCCCCAGUAACUGAAUCUGAAGUGGCUUUGAUCAAUGCCUACCUUGAACAAAGACGAGCCAGGCACCACUCUCAGUACCACCAGGUGAGCCCGAUCCAGCAUGACAGUGAUACUACUGAGUGUGACAGUGAAGAGUCCAACUCAGGAGCCUCCUCGUGGAAGGAGAGUGAAAGUGAGCACCAUCCAUCACCAACCAGUAUUAAGAGGAGAAAAACAGUACAGAGGCAAAAGAAUCUGGGAAAUUACCAAGUCAGAGAAAGACCCUGCCUCCACUGCAAAGCCAUGAGAACCAAUGAAUGGUUGACACGCCAUUUCCCACAAAGCACGUCAGUAACAGCCCCCAUGAAGGGAGAUGUUCAAGAGGAAAAUUCCACACCUGACACUAAUAAACAAAUUCAGUAAAUUUAGAAUUUUGGCAUCUUUACCUUACUUAAAGUCAAAAGAAGAUGAAUAAAACAUGAAAACUAGCAGUCAUAGGGGAGACUUUUACAAUAAAGCCGCUUUACUAACAAUGAAAACAUAAUUGGAAUCUAACAGGUCAAAUUUCAAACAAUUCUUCAUUCAAAAUAAGGCCAGUGAAUUGUUUAUGGCACCACUGGAACACUGAAGAUGUGUCUCUACUAUGACCUUGUUUUUAUUCAAAAGAG